Messenger RNA from Stylophora pistillata, 1946 nucleotides. RefSeq lists its product as uncharacterized. The record is from RefSeq and is a predicted model, not a curated record. Gene Ontology annotation, molecular function: glycosyltransferase activity; protein binding. NCBI's taxonomy places the organism in Eukaryota, Metazoa, Cnidaria, Anthozoa, Scleractinia, Pocilloporidae. Gene Ontology annotation, biological process: signal transduction.
AUGUGCCAGAAUGGACAAAUUAUCGAGCGUAGCGAUGUGAGGUGCAAGGUAGACCACCAAGGAACAACAUGGAAUCUUACGGACAUACAGGCUGGUGGUUGUAUAACAUUCACUCAGGAUGCUGUGUCAAUGCCCCUUUUGUUUGGGUGCAAAUUAUUGGAGCCGACAGUAGAAUUUCCACCUUUGAACAAGGAUGAGAGGCUGGUUAGCAGUGUAAUAGAGCUUACAUGCGAUGAACAGCCGGACAUCCACUUCACUGGACAAUCUAAGGGAGAGGUAGUGGUUGCCCUCUCUCACAGCGCCCCAAAACUUGAAGGCUAUGAAGUUUUGAUCGGAGAGUUAAUCAGUUCUGACAGCAGCUAUGAAUGGAAAGAUUUGGAGACAACAAACAUUUGGCAAAUACCAGAUAUUAAAGACGAUUUUGCAAAACUAAGGGUUCCCUAUGCUGAGGCUAAAGUUACUACUUGUGGCGUGUUUGCUGUAAUUUACCGCCUGAAAUCCUACAUAUACUCGACCCGUGUGUCAGGAAAUGAAGAAAUUACUCACAAAAUUCCUGAGUAUCCAGAAGUGAGUGUGACAAUCUCAGCAGAAAAUGUCCGGGAUAGAAGUAAUCUGGAGUUGAUUCUUAAGGUUCAAGAAAUCCCGCAGCAGUGGUUUGACUGUGGUGAAGAGUUUGCUGGACCUGUCCUUCACAUUAAGUGCCCCCAAAUAACGGACCUUGCGGAGCCAGCUACUAUUACCCUUCCUUUGUUGCUACAAGGAGACAAAGAUGAAUUGUCGAAAUUCUCCGCUACUGAUCUAAGGGUGUUUAAAUGUCGAUCUGGUGACGAAAGAGCAGAUUGGGAUGAGAUAACGAUGCAACUUCCAAACGCAGUUGAGUUGAUGAAUGGUGUGGUGAGAUUUCAAGUCAAACAUUUCUGUCGGUUUACGGUGUGGCCGUCAAAGAAACGCCGGCUCAGGGAUAGACGUCUGGCUCAUCGCAUUAACCGCUUCACCAGGCCCUUCCCUUUGGAGGCUGGGUUCUUUGCAUGCUUGUGCAACACAGUUGAUAUGUCACCUGGACAUGCCCAGUUGAGACUUUAUUGUUAUCCAGCUCGUUUAGAACCCAAAGUUAUAGAGAACGCAUGCUCUGCACAUGAUAUCGACCGUUACGGUAAUGGGGAUUCUCUACUUACACUCUUCCACGGUGAUGAAUUACGUGCCAAACUUUGGAGAGGAUCGGAAGUGAAAAAGACGUUGAAACUCAGGUUUCGUUAUGAUAGAAAAUUUGAGGUUGAUGCAAUUGUACGAGUUCUGAAUGAAGGUACGCCCCACGUGAAAUUCCUCCAACAUCUGAGAGAACAAUCUCCACGAAAGCUGUGUGAACUUACAAUUGCAACACAAUGUCAAAGAAAAGCCAGGGAUCCUCAUCAUGGCUUGCGAUUUAAGGCUGGUGAACCAUCUAAAGACGAGUUAGAAGCUUUGUCCCGGAAACUUGGCAACAAGUGGGAGAAUCUAGCACGACGACUGGGAUUCGACUCAGACGGCGAAAUAGAUGCUUUCAAAGAAGAAAAGGGGUUGGCAAAUAAGGCUUUCAGUAUGUUAAAGGAAUGGAACCAAAAGGAAGGCUCCAAAGGCACUUAUGUAGUUUUGGGCAAAGCCUUGUGUCAUAAGUUUGUGGGAUGUACAAAACUAGCAGAAGAGUUUUGUUGCGAUAAGAUUGAAGGGAAUGGCUCUCUUUAGUCUUCUAUUGCAAAAAUGGAGUUUUUUCAUCGUCACUUCAUCUAGGUUAUAACGUUUGUCUUUCAUCAAUCUGGUACCCUAGCUAUUGAGCAUCUGUGUCAACAAGCAUUGGUGCUUAGAAAGUCACUCAUUUUUCUUUCAGUUGAAGAGAGGGAAAAACAUUGCCUCAAAGAAUAGAUAUGUACUCUUAUUUUUUUUUAUUAAAGAAUCGUUGUUUUAAUUGA